UCCCCCCCCCCCCUCCACAAUUCGAUUUUGUUUGCACUAUUUGACUCUUUAGCUUGAAACUAAACUUAUUCUCCGUCACUGUGGGCUUUCCACGGUUGCGCACUACGCGCCAUUUAGGAGAACGAACACCUAUCAAAAUGACAUAUUCGACCAUGACUUAAUUAUAGUUGUUACAUCGAUGGAAGUUGUAAACUGAGAAGAAGGGGAAGUGCCCCAGCUUGUACGCUGGAAACGGGAAAAGGGGCUUGGAAACUUGGGAAUGCCUUCUUUUUUUUUUUUUCUUCCUUUUGGGUGGUAACUCUUGGACUGCUGACGCGUCCGUCAGCUCGCUGUAACUCCUUCCUCGUUUCUUUCCAGAAGGAGAAGAAGCGGUCCAUUCGGAGCUCGUCCCUUUCCGCCAUGUUGCUGCGCUCCGUCGUGUGCAUCUUAUUGGGUGUCUCGGUGUGGCCGGCCCGGUGCUACUUUUCGGAGGAGCGAUCUCCCGAGGAGUCGCGAAUGCAGCCCCCGACCGUGGUGGUCGCCAUCAUAGCCAGGAACGCCGCUCACUCGCUGCCCUACUACCUCGGGGCGCUGGAGAGGCUCGACUACCCCAAAGAUCGCAUCUCGGUGUGGGCAGCCACGGAUCACAAUGCAGAUAACACCACAGCCAUGCUGAAAGAGUGGCUCACUGUCAUGCAGAAGUUCUACCAUUAUGUGGAGUGGAGACCCAAAGAGCAACCCGUGUCCUACGCGGGGGAGCUCGGCCCAAAACACUGGCCUAACACCAGAUACGAGUAUGUGAUGAAGCUGAAACAGGCUGCGCUCAACUUCGCCAGGAAGCGCUGGGCUGACUACAUCCUGUUUGCAGACACCGACAACAUCCUCACCAACCCCGAUGCACUCAACCUGCUGAUAGCUGAGAACAAGUCAGUCAUAGCUCCCAUGCUGGACUCUCAGGGUGCGUAUUCCAACUACUGGUGUGGAAUAACGCCACAGGGCUAUUAUCGAAGGACAGCAGAGUACUUCCCUACCCGCAACCGCCAUCGCUUGGGCUGCUUCCCCGUACCGAUGGUGCACUCCACCAUGUUGCUAGACCUCAGGAAGGAGGACAUGAAGAAACUGGCUUUCUACCCUCCUCACAAGGAGUAUUCCUGGCCGUACGAUGACAUCAUCGUCUUCGCCUUCUCCUGCAGAGCGGCGGCGAUCCAGAUGUAUCUGUGCAACAAAGAGCGCUACGGCUACUUGAACAUCCCGCCCAAGCCUCAGCACACUCUGGAGGACGAUCGCCUCAAUUUCGUCCAUCUCCACUUGGAGUCCAUGAUCGACGGGCCUCCCAUGAAGCCCUCCCGAUACGUCCACACAUUCCCCAAGCAGAGAGACCUCAUGGGCUUUGAUGAGAUUUACCUGAUUAAUCUUCGCCGGCGGCCCGACCGGCGAGACAGGAUGUUGUUCUCACUGAAUGAGCUGGAGAUCGAUGUCAAGGUGGUCGACGCUGUGGAUGGAAAUGCACUGAACAGCAGCGACAUCAAGAUUCUGGGCGUAGACCUACUACCUGGCUACUACGAUCCGUUCUCUGGUCGCACGCUCACUAAAGGAGAGGUGGGCUGCUUUCUUAGCCACUUCUACAUCUGGAAGGAGAUGGUGGACAUGCAGCUGGAUAAGGCGGUGGUGCUCGAGGACGACGUCCGAUUCCAGGCAAACUUCAAACGACGAGUCUUACGGCUGAUGGAGGAGGUAGAGCAGGUGGAGCUGGACUGGGACCUCAUAUACUUCGGCAGGAAACAGGUGAACCCUGGGAAGGAAGAAGCGGUGGAGGACGUUCACAACCUGGUGGUGGCCGACUACUCCUACUGGACCCUCUCGUACGCCAUUUCCCAGCAGGGGGCCCAAAAGCUGCUCAAUGCCGAGCCUCUUUCCAAGAUGCUGCCCGUCGACGAAUUCCUCCCCAUCAUGUACGACAAACAUCCCAACGAGGACUACAAGUCCCACUUCCCCAACAGAAACUUACAAGUGUUCAGCACGUGGCCGCUGCUGGUGCAGCCCUGCCACUACGCCGGCGACCCCGAGUGGGUGAGCGACACCGAGACGUCCACGCUGUGGGACGACGACGCGGUCCGCACCGACUGGAGGGGCUCCCACAAGACUCUGAAGGGGGGGAUGCCGCCGCCCGAGAUGCUGUCGGCCUCCUACAGGGAUGAACUCUAGAGCGGCGGGAGACGAUUGAGAGGUGAAUGCUGUCGGGACAAAGUCUUCUCACGAUCCACCCUCUGCCUUUUAAAGGCGGACUUUCACGGUGGUAAGGGUGUCUGGAUUUUAUUUGUGUUUAUCAGGGACUGGUGUUCUUACGACUUGCACAUAAACACGGUUUCUAAGACAUUCGUAACAUUCUGAAUGUGGGAUUUCGACUUUUCAUUCAUUCGUUCAUGACCAAAUGUACCUCAUAUAUCAGCAGCAGAGAUACACUUAGUAGACACUUGAUUAGGUACACCAGCACAAUCGAAUAAGAUUAUAAACGAAAAACAUUGUUUACAAAGAUAAUUUUUUAAAAAUUCCAUUGACACUGCAGGACAGUGUACACCAGGCGUGUCAAACUUGGUUGCAUUGUUGGCCACAUCGUAGUUACGGUGGCUCUCAGGGGAGCGGUGUGGCUGUAUUGGUAAAUCCACGUAAAUGUAUAAUCUUGGGGAUAUAACGGUUAUGUUUUGGUACAUACAUCGGGUUUAAGGACCUGGCUUAAUUUACAUUCAGUACAGUAAGGGAAUAAAAUGCAAAACAAACUGUUCAUCUUUUGUGUAAGCGGAUUUAAUGACAAUUAUUAUUCCGAUGAUGGAUAACUUGUUUUGAUCAGACGUCGAAGGGAAAACAAAACACCAAAUGAUGUGCAAGGUCCGAUCUUGACCACAGGCUGCAAGUUUGACACACGUGGUGGAGGCACUACACGGUAGUGAGACAAUUUCUAAUGGCUUGGCUUUCUCUUGGAGCUAACUAACCAAACUUGGAACGUAAGCUUUAGUUUGCUUCCUGUUGCGUCACUGGCUUUCCUUUUAAGUUCAUCUUGACAGGGUUACAAUCGAGAAACUAAUGCGGAUGCUCCAAAAUGGAUUUCCAAUGCAAUCACUGUACACACACUUCAAUGAAACCAGUUGCAUUACUGAUCUCUUCAUCUCUUGAUACGUUCAUGUUUUUAAUUUAUUUCUCAAGUAUCUCGACUUUUUCCACUUGUCAGUGUCGUCUGUGCGUCAUGCAUUUUUGUUGCAGUGCAUGCUCUAAAGAAAGCAACAACUUUCAUAAAUCUUUGUAAUUAAAAUAUACUGAUUCCUACUGUGGCUUUACGUUGUAGAUGUUGAUGUGGGGCAGCAGUUUUAUCAGAACACAAGAAAAUCUCAUUUCGAUAGGAGCAACAAAAGGAGCCGCUGACUUCUGUCAGUCAGUCAAUCUAUUCCAAGUGGUUAUGUGGCUAUCUGAUUUGUCAUGUUCCAAAGUUGCAACAUCAGAGGUUGUACUGACACCAAGUGGCCUCAAGGGAGAACCUGUACUGUCGACUUUUAUUAUUCAAAUUUGUAGGGUUGGGAUUGUUGCACUGAACUCACAUCACACAAAAAAAGGUUCCGCCUACUGCCACACAUUUUGCAUAAGGUGGCUAUGUAUCUGCAGUUUCUAUGAACAAUUCUGAAAUUUGAACAAGUCCGACCGCAUUGAGCAGUCUAAGAUGAGUACAGGUAUAUAAAUGUUUACUGGCUGUGUUCCAAAGUCAACGUAUUGCGGUCCUCACAGAUCAUUUAGUAUUUGAAGGAACAUCACAUUGAAGCUUUUGUGGUUUUUCUAAACUUGCAGAUAUCAAGGACAUAUGCACGCAUCGAGUGUAUUAGAAUCGCUCUUGGUGCAUGUUUUGCAUUUCAUGUUAGCGAUCGCAGAGCUUUAAAUUCAUCAUUCAGUUAUUCUGUUAAUUCAUCAACAGAAGGCUAUGUGUCGAAUCAUGCUAAAAACACGUCCUGGGUUGCAGCAUUUUUGUGCUACAGUAUUUUUAUUGAAUCUCGCGCAGGUUGCAGCCUUGUGUGCAUUUCUCCCCCAAGCAAUACACCAGCUGCACAUGCUUGACCUAGUUUAAUCUGGAACAAAAAAAAAAAUUGGGCUGACCAGAAUGAUUGAGAUUCUUCCACAAAUUUAAUUAAGGAAAAUGAAUACAUUUGUUUCUGUAGGUCUGUUUUAACCUGUUUAGUAUGUUACUUCCCAGUAGUGUUUAAACUUUGGGGAAGGGGGGGUUAUUUCCCUUUUCAAAUGAUGACCCGUUUGUAAGGAAGAUGGAUUCAACCAUUGAGUUUGUGCCAAUGUCGUCAAUCCCAUACUUAUCUAAAC
Syngnathoides biaculeatus (alligator pipefish) is the source of this 4335-nucleotide messenger RNA. RefSeq names its product cerebral endothelial cell adhesion molecule (gene cercam). The transcript has 12 exons. Lineage: Eukaryota; Metazoa; Chordata; Actinopteri; Syngnathiformes; Syngnathidae. Bases 400 to 2184 code for a protein of 594 amino acids. The record is from RefSeq and is a predicted model, not a curated record.